This is a messenger RNA of Dicrocoelium dendriticum, 872 nucleotides long. NCBI's taxonomy places the organism in Eukaryota, Metazoa, Platyhelminthes, Trematoda, Plagiorchiida, Dicrocoeliidae. The record is from the annotation of a GenBank genome assembly.
UGAACACAAACGACUGCCAUCCAGCACGUGAUGUCCGCCCAAUGAAUCCGAUCGAUACGUCUUACUACUCUCAGUUCAAAGUGCACCCGUAUAGAUUCCAAUGGCUGCCUGCAAGGCGAAACGUUCACCAUCCUCAAAAUUAAGAGUACGAAAGAAGCAUAAAAAGCAGGAUCACAAGAAAAGACCUCCGGGGCCAUACGCUCUAUUCGUUCAAUCGAAGAGGCAUCUCUACGGCGGAAACAUAGGAAAUUUUGCCCGCCGAUGUGCCUCGGAAUGGCGAAAGCUGUCAGAAGGCGAGAGAGAAACCUAUCGGAAGAGGGCCGCUAGAAAUACCAAACGCAAAGUAAUGGAACCGAAGAGUGCGGCCUAUUUAAACUUCGUCAAUCGAACCUACAGGUGUCUCCGAUCAGCCCAUCCAGAAUGGUCUGCCAAACGAGUCCGGGAGCAACUUAUAAAGAAUUACCACAAACUGAAGUGCAGGUGUACACACCGAAGGUAACUAUGUGAAGCAAAUAAACCCAAAGCAACGCUUAAGCGUCCAAGGUUUGAAUGACUGUGUUAAUCUUAUCACAGUCAAACGACGUUAACCUUAUAUAUACUGCAAGAUUGUUCCGGAGACCCCUCAUAAAUCCCAUACGUCUUUCGUCGCUCACCAUGCAACAAAAAUACCAUUAAAUUGCUGCAGAGUACCUUCGAUUCACCAGUUGAAUGCGCGGAUCUGACAUCCUACCCGCGUUGAUGGCCAAGGGACGAGCAAAAAAGGAAGGAAUUCUUAAAAUAUACUAUGCAGCUGCAUGUACAGCUAGGUAAGACCUAGCCAAUACUGUUAGAACUACCAAAUUGGUGUAAAAUAUACCCGAAUUUUCUCUGGU